Chlamydomonas reinhardtii is the source of this 1112-nucleotide messenger RNA. RefSeq lists its product as uncharacterized. The transcript has 5 exons. The coding region runs from base 258 to 701 and encodes 147 amino acids. The record is from RefSeq and is a predicted model, not a curated record. Lineage: Eukaryota; Viridiplantae; Chlorophyta; Chlorophyceae; Chlamydomonadales; Chlamydomonadaceae.
UGUGUAGCACAUCAGGCUUUUUGAACAGCGCUGAGCUCAUAUCUGCUCAAACCCGCUUAAAGUCUUGAUUAAUCCUUUUCUACCCGCUUUUAGAAAUGGCCACCAUGACGCCCAAAGCCCCGGCAUCGUUUUCCGUUGCGCAAAAGCAACGAGCGAUCGAGGCUCAAGCGUCGAUGACAAAAGCAUUGAAAGAACACCGGUUUGGAGAGGCACUUGAACACGCGAAGACAGCGGUGUCUCUGGACCCCAACAACGCGAUGCUAAAGGAGUUUGUUCGGUUGCUAGAGGAGAAACAAGACCUUGAAGCAACCGAUGACGAGGAGGGGGAGGGCGCCCCUGCAGCUGCCGGGACAGCAGCUGCUGCGGACGCGGAGGAGAGCGAGGAAAGCGAGGAGGAUGAGGAGGACGAGGGGGAAGACGAGGACGAAGACGAGGAGGAGGAGGACGAGGAGGAGGAGGAGGAGGAGGAGCUGGAACCCGAGGUGCUCGCCGCGCUGCAGCGGCUGCGGCUCGGGGCUGCCGGCGGCAAAGCCGCCGCCGGCAAGGCGCCUACUGCCUCGCCAACCGGCCCCGCGCCCGCCAGCCUGGACGCCGCUCAGCGCAAGGCCAUGCGCGCGGGCCUCGCCGCUAGCAUCAAGGAACUCAAGGAGGUGGAGCAGAUGAAGAAGCUGAUGGCGGAUGACCCGUUGCUGGGAGCGUAAGAGGAAGACAGGGGAGGUCAGAGGUGGCUCGGAUGAAGAGGUGCAGAUGAUGGUGUAGGGGAGGUGCGAGGAGGUGCAGGGAGGGCGCUGAGGAUUGGGCGGAGCAGCAGGCGGAGGGGCUAAGGUCUGCGUCUCGUUGAAGCUGGCUCGGUGCAACGGGAGUUUGGCCGGGCAAGUAUCAGGGUUGCGGCAUGGCCUUGUAUGUUGCGAUGUGGCUUGAGGUUUGCUGGCGAGGCCUGCUUGGCGAAACAAGCGGAGCCGGGGGGCCCGGGGAAGGGGGUGGGGUAACGCUGGCCGUGCCGCCGUGACAUAAGCACCCGUCUCAACAGUGGUUCCCCCUGUUCCACCCUGUAUAACCGAUAUAUUUUGUUACUGUGUAUGAGUUGCGUCUGGUCCUGGAGUCUCUGGCUC